Messenger RNA from Cariama cristata (Red-legged seriema), 2118 nucleotides. It is a transcript of the gene TPO, whose product is annotated as thyroid peroxidase. Gene Ontology annotation, molecular function: heme binding; calcium ion binding; iodide peroxidase activity. Gene Ontology annotation, biological process: response to oxidative stress; thyroid hormone generation. NCBI's taxonomy places the organism in Eukaryota, Metazoa, Chordata, Aves, Cariamiformes, Cariamidae. The record is from RefSeq and is a predicted model, not a curated record. Gene Ontology annotation, cellular component: membrane. The transcript has 10 exons.
AUGAGGACACUAUCAGGAAAUCAGCAUCAGGGCAAGUAUUUCAAAGAUGUCAAAAGGGAACAUCCUAGAUGGGGAGCAUCCAACAUAGCCUUGGCAAGGUGGCUUCCACCAGCCUAUGAAGAUGGACUCAGCCAACCUCGAGGAUGGGACCCCAGCAUCCGAUACAACGGAGUCCAACUACCCUCGGUUCGUGAAGUGACAAGGAAAAUUAUUCAUGCGUCUAAUGAGGCUGUUACUGAAGACGACCUGUAUUCUGAUAUUAUUAUGGUAUGGGGACAGUACAUAGACCAUGACAUUGCGUUCACACCCCAGAGCACCAGUAGAACCACCUUCCUCAAUGGAAUGGAGUGCCAGAUGACAUGCGAAAAACAAAAUCCAUGUUUUCCAAUAAAGGUGACCACCAAUGAUACAUUAUCCGCAGGAAUGGAUUGCCUGCCUUUCUACCGCUCAUCUCCUGCAUGCGGCACUGGCGAUCAUGGUAUUCUUUUUGGAAAUCUAUCAACGCUAAAUCCAAGACAACAGAUCAACGGCUUAACUUCUUUCCUUGAUGCUUCUACCGUCUAUGGCAGUACCCAUGCUGUUGAAAACAAACUGAGGAAUUUAACAAGCAAAGAAGGCCUUCUUAGAGUAAACGUUAAAUAUUACGAUAACCAUCGGGAAUACUUGCCUUUUACAGACCGGAUCCCAUCACCUUGUGCACAAGACUCGAAUGCAAGUGAAGGUGAGAGGAUUGAAUGCUUUAUGGCUGGGGGCAGCCGAUCCAGCGAGGUCACCUCUCUGGCAGCCAUGCACACGCUGUGGCUGAGAGAGCACAACCGCCUGGCCAGAGCCCUCAAAAACAUCAACGGCCACUGGAGUGCUGAGACAGUCUACCAAGAAGCACGAAAAAUUGUCGGUGCUCUGCAUCAGAUUAUUACUUUAAGAGAUUACAUUCCCAAAAUCAUUGGUCCAGAUGCUUUUAAUCUGUAUAUUGGCCUUUAUACAGGUUAUGAUCCCACAAUGAAUCCUACAGUUUCUAAUGUAUUUGCAACAGCUGCUUUUCGUUUUGGUCAUGCAACAAUCCAACCAAUAGUAAGGCGACUGAAUGCACAGUAUUUAGAUGAUCCAGAACUCCCAAAUCUUCAUUUGCAUGAAGUUUUCUUUAGUCCUUGGAGGCUCAUUAAAGAAGGAGGCUUGGAUCCUUUACUAAGGGGUCUUCUAGCACAUUCUGCAAAACUGCAGGUGCAAGAUCAACUGCUGAAUGAGGAGUUAACAGAGAAACUGUUUGUGUUGUCCAAUAAUGGUUCACUUGAUUUAGCAUCAUUAAAUCUACAGCGUGGCCGUGAUCACGGACUCCCAGGAUACAAUGACUGGCGAGAAUUCUGUGGCUUACCAAAACUGGAAACUCACGCUGACCUGAAUACAGUAAUAACCAAUCACAAUAUCACUGAAAAAAUCAUGGAAUUGUACCAUAAUCCUAGCAAUAUUGAUGUUUGGCUUGGUGGUCUGGUAGAAGACUUUCUUCCAGGUGCUAGAACCGGUCCCCUGUUUGCGUGUAUAAUUGGAAAGCAAAUGAAAGCACUAAGGGAUGGUGAUCGAUUUUGGUGGGAAAAUGAUAAUGUUUUCACAGAAGCUCAAAAGCAUGAACUCAAAAAACACUCAUUGUCCCGCGUGAUUUGUGACAAUACAGGAAUUUCUGAAGUGCCAGCAGAUGCCUUUCAACUUGGAAAGUUUCCACAGGAUUUUAAGCAUUGUGACAAGAUACCUGGGAUGAAUUUAGAAGCUUGGCAAGAAUUUUAUCAUGAAGAGGAAAUAUGUGGAACACCAGAGAGUGUGGAAAAUGGUGAUUUUGUAUACUGUUCAGAAUUUGGAAAAUCUACAGUGACUUAUUCAUGUCAACAUGGAUUUCAAUUGCAAGGAGAGGAGCAAUUAACCUGCACAAGGAAAGGAUGGAACUUUGAGGCUCCCAUUUGUAUAGACAUCAAUGAAUGUGAAAAUGAAAUUAAUCCACCAUGCUCUCCUUCUGCUAAAUGCAUUAACACUAAAGGCAGCUACAAAUGUCUCCAUACUGAUCCUUACAAGCUGACAGAAGACUGAAGAACAUGCAUUGGUAAUGCUUGUGAACCUACUGUCCAUUAA